AAAUACAUUAUUGUUAUGGGUCAUUUGCACAUUACGGGCGCUAAUGUAUUGGCUCUGAGUAAGCGACCACCAAUAGGGUGUUCUCACACGACCACCAUAUCCAUCCAAAUAGUCAUGAAGCUCCCUUCUCUUCUUGCUCCUCUACUCUCAUUCAACUCUAAGCAACCCAUCGCACCGUCUACAGCUUCCCACCACAGCGUGAUGCUAUCCCUGACGAGUCUGGAUACGAACACGAGACCGAGGAAAGCCCAACAAGAACAACAACACAUCUUUCUUCCGCGCUUGGCACCUGGAGGCCCGAACCGGAGGGGCAAAAGUCCGGGCAGCACUGGCCAAGCAGAAGAAGAAGAGGCUUGAGAAAGACAAGGCCAAUGAUGCCAGGGCCAAAGAGAAAAGACAGAAAGACCAAAAGGAGAAAAAGGCAGAAAAAGCGGCGAGACAGGAAGGCGCAGCUGGCUUGAAA
This is a messenger RNA of Dacryopinax primogenitus, 463 nucleotides long. RefSeq lists its product as uncharacterized. The record is from RefSeq and is a predicted model, not a curated record. Bases 202 to 357 code for a protein of 51 amino acids. NCBI's taxonomy places the organism in Eukaryota, Fungi, Basidiomycota, Dacrymycetes, Dacrymycetales, Dacrymycetaceae. The transcript has a single exon.